Nicotiana tabacum (common tobacco) is the source of this 3390-nucleotide messenger RNA. NCBI's taxonomy places the organism in Eukaryota, Viridiplantae, Streptophyta, Magnoliopsida, Solanales, Solanaceae. The record is from RefSeq and is a predicted model, not a curated record.
GCUCAGUUAUGGCAGCUUGCUCAAAGGACUACUGCCCUUCCCUUUGGCCGUGGUGCAUUUACACUUGCUACAACCUGCACUCUCUUGACGGAGGCGCUCACGGUUCCCAAGCUUGUCUUGGCAGGUCGGUUGCCAGCACAGCAAAAUGCAACGGUUAAUUUAGAUCCAAAUGUUCGGAAUGUUCAAGAACUCAAAUCUUGGCCGGAGUUUCACAAUGCAGUUGCUGCGGGACUAAGACUUGCUCCACCUCAGGGAAAAAUGUCAAGAACAUGGAUAUUGUAUAACAAACCUGAAGAGCCCAAUGUUGUUCAUGCUGGAUUAUUACUUGCUUUGGGAUUACAUGGACAUCUUCGCGUCUUAACUAUAACUGAUAUAUACCAAUAUUACUCUCAGGAACACGAAAGUACAACUGUUGGAUUGAUGCUUGGCCUUGCAGCAUCAUACAGGGGAACUAUGCAGCCAGCAAUCUCAAAGUCUCUCUAUGUUCAUAUACCAUCACGUCAUCCAUCUUCCUUUCCGGAAUUGGAAUUGCCAACCCUUUUGCAGGCAGCAGCUCUCCUUUCUGUUGGGCUUCUAUAUGAGGGAUCGGCACAUCCCCAAACAAUGCAAAUUCUUCUGGGUGAAAUAGGUCGUAGAAGUGGAGGAGAUAAUGUACUUGAAAGGGAGGGUUAUGCAGUUGCAGCAGGGUUUUCACUGGGAUUGGUCGCGUUGGGUCGUGGAGAAGAUGCUCUUGGUUUCGUGGAUGCUUUGGUUGAUCGGUUGUUCCAGUACAUUGGCUGCAAGGAGCCUCAAAAUGAGAGGUUCCAUCUUUUCGCACCAUCUAUUGAUGAACAUAAUCGGAGUGCAGGACAGAUAAUGGACAGCGCUGCAGUCAAUGUUGAUGUUACUGCACCUGGAGCCACCAUUGCCCUUGCUCUUAUGUUUUUGAAGACGGAGUCAGAGUUGGUCUAUUCUAGGUUGUCUGUCCCGCAGACACAUUUUGAUUUACACUAUGUUCGACCUGAUUUCAUAAUGCUCCGUGUCAUUGCCCGGAAUUUGAUAAUGUGGAGCAGAGUUCAUGCAUCUGAAGGAUGGAUUCAAUCUCAAAUUCCAGAAGUUAUUCAAAAUGGUGUUAAAGACCUUGGUGAUAGCAUGAGUGACACAGAUGAAAUAAAUGCUGAUCAUUUGUAUGCAUUUGUUCAGGCGUAUGUUCACAUAAUGGUUGGAGCCUGCAUUUCUCUUGGGUUAAGAUAUGCUGGUACUAGAGAUGGCAACUUACAAGAACUGCUCUACAAAUAUGCUCUAUACUUCCUUAACGAGAUUAAACCUGUAUCUGUCACAACUGGACGUGGAUUGCCAAAAGGACUGUCUAGAUAUAUUGAUCGUGGCUCAUUGGAGACAUGUCUUCACCUAAUUGUUCUCUCUCUUUGUGUGGUUAUGGCAGGGUCUGGACACCUACAAACAUUCAAAUUGUUGAAAUAUUUGCGUGGUCGAAAUUCUGCAGAUGGGCACUUGAGCUUCGGUAAUCAGAUGGCUGUAAGCUUAGCCACUGGUUUCUUGUUUCUUGGGGGUGGAAUGCAGACUUUUUCGACUAGCAAAAGUUCUAUUGCUGCUUUGCUAAUAACACUAUAUCCACGAUUGCCGACUGGACCUAAUGACAAUCGGUGCCACCUUCAGGCUUUUCGGCAUUUGUAUGUUCUUGCGACAGAAGCUCGUUGGGUUCAGACAGUUGAUGUGGACACUGGUUUACCUGUCUAUUGUCCUUUAGAAGUUACUGUUCGAGAGACAGAACACUAUGCAGAAACAAGUUUUUAUGAGGUCACCCCAUGUAUUCUUCCAGAACGUGCUGUUUUAAAGGCUGUUCGUGUCUGCGGUCCUCGAUACUGGCCUCAAGUCAUCAACCACAUUCCUGAGGAAAAACCAUGGAGCUCAGGGGACAAGAAUGAUGCGCUUAGUUCUGGUGUCCUCUAUGUCAAGAGAAAAGUCGGAGCAUGUUCCUAUGUGGAUGAUCCUGCGGGGUGUCAGUCACUGCUGUCACGAGCAAUGCACAAGGUGUUUGGUUUGACACGUUUAAGAGCUUCUGCCACCAGUAGAGAUUGUCGAGAUGGCGACAUGGUAGAUCAGUUGAUCAGUACUUUCUCGUCUAACCCAAGCUUAAUUUCGUUUGCCCAACUCUGCUGUGACCCUAACUGGAAUAGCAGAUCUGACAUUGACUUCCAGGAAUUUUGCUUACAAGUGUUAUUUGAGUGUGUAAGCAAGGACAGGGCAGCACUAUUACAGGUUUAUCUGUCAUUAUACACAACUAUUGGUUCCAUGGUCGAUCAGAUUACUAGUAGAUCCAGCAAUUUACAGGACGCACUGUUCAUCUCAAGUUUGAAGAUAGCACUGGCUUACAGUAAUGGUUUGCUAAGUAAAAGAUCAACAAGUUCAAAGGAAGGGAUAGUGCAAUCAAAUUUUCUUGGUUCAGUCCGGAAGCGGGUAGAUGAGAUUCUUAAUUCAUCUCUUGAAUUCCCAAAGGACUUCUCUACGUACAUGAAAUCUGGAAAAUGGCCAACUGAAGAUUAUGGGAGAAGGGUUUCAUCAACUCUUCUUUCUUGGUAUGUACAAUGGUACAAUGUGCCAUCACCAUUCGAAGUUAAAAGAGCUUUGGACAAAAUCAAGGCAAUUAACACAUCCUCUUCGGUCCCUCUUUUACAUUUGGUGUUCCCGACAACUGAUGUUACUGCCCUCAGUGAGAUCAACAGAGUAGGGUUUUGCUCCCGGUGAUGAGCUUAAGAUAUACUCGCUAAAUUUUAUUGUUGUUGUAACUUGUAAGUCUUAUCUAUUAUUUAUUAAUACGUAUAGGUAUAUGUUAAUAUUGAGAUAGGAGAGAAUGAUUAAGAUUAUUCUUGUAGAAUAUACUGAUGACUGUGUCAUAGUUUAUAGUCCCAAUAACUAGAAGAGUAUUCAUUUCCAUGUAGCUCAAAAGUCGUAUAUCAGCUCUCUUGAAGUAUAGAAGAAGGGUCAUACAGGUGAACUCAGCUGAAGUUUGAAGAAAAUCAAUUGCACCGUCACAAUCCAAUAGUCAAUCACAGCUUCAGUUUAAAAAUAUGACAAAGUCUACUUUGAAACCCGAGAACUGAGAUCGGAUGAAGCCAACAUCUUCCGGAGUUGCCGUCUCAGAUAGCACAUUUUCACCAGUGAAGAAAAAGAGAAUUGAAGAAUAAGAGCGAGAUCAGUAGUGAAGAAAUAUUACAUAGAAAAGAGUAAAAAAAGAAACUAGAUUCACCUUCUUCUAAUCCUUUUUAUUUUUUUGGGAAGUGAAUGAAUUUCUGAAGUUCUCGCUGUGCGUUUCACAAUGUAGUGAGGGUGUUCGUUCUUUUCCUUGCCGCCUGGUGUUGCUAAUCAUCUUCGAAAGUUAUUGAGAUAUAA